UCCUCCUCCUGUGCUUGCUCCAGGGUUUAGCGCGCUGAGGUGGAGUUCUCAUUCCUGGGUCCCAAACAGUUCUCCGCAUAGCCCGGAAUCUAAAACGGGCGCUGCGAGGCAGGAGGGCGUGGCAGGCAGGUAGCCUCCUAAUCCCAAAUGCCGCCCGCUUCCGGACCCUGCUAAAGUCACUAGCAACCACCUCUGAAGUUGGAGAGGCGGUAACCGAGGCACUCCCCCUGCGGUCGCCCGCCGUUUCCAAGAGACUCAGAAACCAGUUUGUUUCCUCCCGUUUGUGUGUACCUAUCUUACGGGGCGUUGCCCGAGGCGGGACCCAGGCCAGCCUGAGCGGAUGUUAUUUUCGAAAUGCGGAAUGAUGCCUCUGCCUCAUUAAGUUCCAUAGGACGACUGCCACGCCAUCAUCACCGUUAUUCCCUACUACCGUCCUGUGUCAUUGAGCAUAUCAGUUAAGAUGCCUUAGACUUAGAAAAGAACCAUGGAGAAGUAUGUUAGACUACAGAAGAUUGGAGAAGGUUCAUUUGGAAAAGCCAUUCUUGUUAAAUCAACAGAAGAUGGGAAGCAAUAUGUUAUCAAGGAAAUUAAUAUUUCAAGAAUGUCCAGUAAAGAAAGGAAAGAAUCAAGGAGAGAAGUUGCAGUGUUGGCAAACAUGAAGCAUCCAAAUAUUGUCCAGUAUAAAGAAUCAUUUGAAGGUACAUCACUGCUGCUGAAUACUUUUUUGUCAAAUUAUAAAGGAAUACAGAUUUUGGACUGGUUUGUACAGAUAUGUUUGGCCCUGAAACAUGUACAUGAUAGAAAAAUUCUUCAUCGAGACAUAAAAUCACAGAAUAUAUUUUUAACCAAAGAUGGGACAGUACAACUUGGAGAUUUUGGAAUUGCUAGAGUUCUUAAUAGUACUGUAGAACUGGCUCGAACUUGCAUAGGGACCCCAUACUACUUGUCACCUGAAAUUUGUGAAAACAAACCUUACAAUAAUAAAAGUGACAUUUGGGCUCUAGGAUGUGUCCUUUAUGAGAUGUGCACACUUAAACACGCAUUUGAAGCUGGCAAUAUGAAAAAUCUGGUACUAAAGAUAAUAUCGGGAUCUUGUCCACCCGUGUCUUUGCAUUAUUCUUACGAUCUCCGCAAUUUGCUCUCUCAGUUAUUUAAAAGAAAUCCUAUGGAUAGACCAUCAGUCAACUCCAUAUUGGAGAAAGGUUUUAUAGCCAAACGCAUUGAAAAGUUUCUCUCACCUCAGCUUAUUGCAGAAGAAUUUUGUCUAAAAACAUUUUUCAAGUUUGGAGCACAGCCUAUACCAGCUAAAAGACCAGCCUCAGGACAAAGCUUGGCUUCUGUUGUGCCUGCUCAGAAAAUUACAAAGCCUGCUGCUAAAUAUGGGAUGCCUUUAACAUAUAAGAAACAUGGAGAUAAAAAAUUACAUGAAAAGAAACCACUCCAGAAACAUAAACAGGCCCAUCAUACUCCAUUGAAGAAAGUGAAUCCUGGAGAAGAAAGGAGGAAAAUGUUUGAGAUUAGCUUAAUGAAGGCUGAACAGAUGAAAAGGCAAGAAAAAGAAAGGUUGGAGAGAAUAAAUAGGGCCAGGGAGCAAGGAUGGAGGAACGUGCUAAGUGCUGGUGGAAGUGGUGAAGUAAAGGCUACCUUUUUUGGCAGUGGAGGGGCUGUGCUUCCAUCAUCUUAUUAUUCUCGAGGACAAUAUGAACAUUAUCAUGCUAUUUUUGAUCAAAUGCAACGACAAAGAGAAGAUAAUGAAGCUAAGUGGAAAGGAGCAAUACAUGGCCAAAGGCUACCAGAAAGGGGAAUUUCACCUGGAGUACAUCUGGGAUUUCCUAAGGGGGCUGCAGGUCAUCACCAUUUCCAGGAUGCUGAUUUUACUAGAAAAACUUUGAAAAGAUUGAGGGUCGUGUCUAAACCAGCCAGUGCUCACAGGCAAAAGGGGCAGGCAGCUGUGGAAAGAGCUAAACAAGUGGAAGAGUUUCUACAGCGAAAACAGGAAGCAAGGCAGAAUAAAGCUCGAGCCGAAGGACAUAUGGGAAUCCUGCAAAACCUGGCAGCUAUGUAUGGAGGCAGGUCCAGCUCUUCAAGAGGAGGGAAGCCAAGAAACAAAGAGGAAGAGGUUUAUCUUGCAAGGCUGAGACAGAUAAGGUUGCAGAAUUUUAAUGAGCGCCAACAGAUUAGAGCCAAACUUCGUGGUGAAAAGAAAGAAGCAGACAACUCUGAAGGACAAGAAGGAAGCGAGGAGGCUGAUAAGAAGCGUAAAAAAGUUGAAGCGCUUAAGGCCCAAGCAAGAACACGAGCUGCUAUAAUAAAAGAACAAUUGGAACGAAAGAGAAAGGAAGCAUAUGAGAGAGAAAAGAAAGUAUGGGAAGAGCAUAUGGUUGCUAAAGGAGGGAAGAGUGCUGAUGUGUUUCCCUCGGGACAGCACGAAGCAGGUGGCUCUCCAUCAAAGCAACAGACGAGAUCUGUUAUUUCUGUGACUUCAGCUUUGAGAGAAGUGGGCAUGGAGUGUUUAACUGAUACCCAGGAAGCCUCAGAAGAAAUGCAAAAGGCUAACAAUGCUGUUUCAAGUAAACGAGAAAUACUGCGUAGAUUAAAUCAAAAUCUUAAAGCUCAAGAAGAUGAAAAAGGGAAUCAGUGCCACUCUGAGACGCGAGAGGUAAUUGUUCAUGAGGAUACCAAAGAACAGGAGAAAGAAAAGUCGGUUUCAUCUGAUCGCAAGAAAUGGGAGGCAGGAGGUCAGCUUGUGAUUCCUCAGGAUGACUUGACAUUGGACACAUCCUUCUUUGCAACUGACAAACAUACAGUGGGGGAGGUUAUUAAAUUAGAUCCUGGAGGAUCUCCAAGAAGAGUUUGGGGAAAAAGCCCUACAGAUUCUGUUCUAAAGAUACUUGGAGAAGCUGAGCUACAACUUCAGACAGAACUGUUGGAAAACACAACCAUUAGAAGUGAUAUUUCUCCUGAAGGGGAGAACUGCAAACCCUUAAUUAGUGGAGAAGAAAAAGUAAAAUGUAUUUCACUUGAAAUGAACCCAUCAGCUACUGUUGAUUCUUCUGUUGAUGGAAAUAGUCCAAAGUUUAGUGAGGCAUCUCCACAGAUGUCAUUGAAACCAGAAGGAAAUAUGGAUGAACCUGAUGACUUGGAAACAGAAGUUCUACAAGAGUCAAGUGAAGCAAACAAAGAUGGUAGCUUGCCUUGCACUGUUAUGGACGUGUGGGUUAGUGAGAUAAAAGAAACAAAAGAAACUGAGAUGGAAGAUAGGAUCACCACCAUUCAGCAGAAUGAAGUUUCUGAAGAUGGAAUCCCGAGCAAUGUGGGUCAACUUAGUGAAGUUCAUAUAGAACCUGGAAUAGAUGGUUCUCAGCGCUCUAAAUGUGGUGUAGAUAAAUCUAUGCAUCCAGAACCGUUUUUCCAUAAAGUGAUUCAUUCCGAGCACUUGAAUGUACUCUCCCAAAUUCAAUCAAUUCCGGGUUCACCAGAAGAAUCCGUUCCACUUCGAUCUCGCUCUGAUUCACCACCAAGAAAUAAAAGCAAAAAUUCCUUGCUGAUUGGACUUUCAACUGGUCUAUUUGAUGCAAACAACCCAAAGAUGUUGAGAACAUGUUCACUCCCAGAUCUCUCAAAACUGUUCAGUACACUGAUGGAUGUUCCUACUGUAGCAGAUGCACGUCAAGACAAUCUUGAAAUAGAUGAAAUUGAAGAUGAACACGUUAAAGGACCUACUGAUUGUGAAGACAUUGUGUUUGAAGAAACUGACACAGAUUUACAAGAACUUCAGGCCUCUAUGGAGCAGUUACUCAGGGAACAACCUGGGGAAGAAUACAGUGAAGAGGAAGAGUCAGUCUUAAAGAACUGUGACAUAGAACAGACUGAAAUUGGGACAGAUCUGGCAGAUGAGGAUGACAAUCCCAGCAGUGAAAGUGCUCUAAAUGAAGAAUGGCACUCAGAUAACAGUGAUGGUGAGAUAACCAGUGAAUGUGAAUAUGAAAGUGUCUUUAACCAUUUAGAGGCACUAAGACUUCACCUGGAGCAGGAAAUAGGCUUUGAAAAGUUUUUUGAGGUUUAUGAGAAAAUAAAGGCUAUUCAUGAAGAUGAAGAUGAAAAUAUUGAGACUUGUUCAACAAUAGCUCAGAAUAUUUUGGGAAAUGAACAUCAGCAUCUUUAUGCCAAGAUUCUUCAUUUAGUCAUGGCAGAUGGAGCCUAUCAAGAAGAUAAUGAUGAAUAAUCCUCAGAACAUUCUUUAAUCCUCAACUGUAUGAAAGUAUUUAAAUUUGGUGCAUCAGAAUAACAAGCUUCAGUGGGAAUGUAGCGAUUUUUUAAUAAAUGAUAUAUCAGAUUUAAGAUGCCUUUGCUGAUUGCAUGAAAAAGAUGGACAAUCAUACCAUUUUUCAUUUAAGAUUAUAGUGUUUUAUCUAUUUUAUUUUGUUGAGUUCUAUAGUUACCUCUUACAGAAUGUAUACUUUUUAAAAUCAUUCAGCCAAAGCAUAACAGACAUUGAUCCAGACUUAAUGGUUGGACUUAAUGGUUUUGAAGAAGAUUUGCCACGUAGUAAGGUAACUUUUACUUUCAGCAAAUGUCUUUGGAUUGAAAGGAUUACUUAUGUUGUGAAAGACAUGCCUGUGGUAUUUCAUGUAAGUAUUUAAAUAUGACCUGUUUGUUUUCUUGGCCAGCAAUUAGGUCUUAACCUUCUCAAGGGCUCUAUUUAAAUAUUUACAUUUUGAAGAUGGGAUUUUUAGCCUUAAAGUUUAUAUUCUUGGUCCUUUUUCAACCAGUGCGUCUCUUGAACUAGCACAGUGGAAUCUAGCUAUAGAAACUGUCUUAGAAAUUGUUGAAAAAUUUGAUUAUGAAAGACUAGCAAAAUUAUUUUUCCUGAUAUUCAGAAAGGGUGGUAAAUUACUUCUGUUUCUUUUUAAUGGCCAGAACCAGGACUAUUACACCUAGCAAUUAGCCUGAAUUUUAACAUUGCCUAGCAUAUACCAUAAAGUUGCCCUUUUUGUUUUUAACUUUAUCUUAUUCAUGUGCUUUAAGGGUACUAUGAGAUUAAAAGUAGAAAGGAAUCAUUUUUAUUUUGACUCUGUGACAGUUUUGGUAACUGUUAUUCCAAAGUGGGGGAAAUGUCUGCCUCUUUUAUUCCCAUUAUAAGAGGAUUUUUUUAGACCAUUUAAAUGAUAGUCACACAGCCCCAGUUGCAAUAUGCCAGGUAUUACAUGGUUUCAUUAGUGAUGUCUAAAGUCCAGAUGCUUUUAGUAAUAAAAGCAGAAUUUUUGAAACUUGAGUGCAAAGCAGCCUGAUUUGCAUAAUCUAUAAUUUGAACAAUAAAAUCUUAUCUUAUGGCACUAUCAGUACUAUGAUGAAUUUAUUAUGUAUAUUAUUUCUAACACCAAAACUAAAAACUUGAUUUUUAUACUUUUGUUUAUUUUGUGAUACUACUAUUAAAUUUUUAUUAUCUACCUGAAGUACACUAUUGGUUGUCAUAUAUUCAUUAGCACUGUUCUCAAUAGAAUGCUUUUACACAGAGCUGAGAACAUUUUUGUUUCUUUUACCUGAUAAUUUCCUUUUUUUUAGUGGAAGAAUAUUUGAAUUUUGUACUUUAAUUCUCUAUAAUCCUGGAAGAUAAAUGAUGGGGGGGGGGAGACUUUCUUUUUAAAUUUUUAACCUAUUACAACUAUUAGAAAAGCAAGUAAAGGUAUAACACAGCAGAAAAAGUUGAUUAGCCAUAUUUGAAAAGAUGUUAAAACUAAGGAUGACAAAUUGGAUUGUGCUGUCUCCAGUCAAUUGGUACUGAGUGGCUCUGGAGUGUUGUUAUGAAAGGGUGGUCUGUGCCAGUUGGGGAGAGGGCUGUUAUUGUUCAGUAAGGUCUGUUAUAGGUUUUGGAGGUGAACUGUGGAAACAUUUGUAGAUUCAUAGAAUGUUAGAGCUAGAAUGAGCUACCAAGGCAAUUUAGUAUUAUCUUCAUUUAACAGGCAAGGACAGUGAGUUAUAUAAUAUGAACAAAGUCACUUGUGUAAAUGUCCAGAAUCAGACUAGUUCCAGGUCUUACACUGUACUAUUAGUUACACAUUCUUUUAAAACUUAUCUCCUGUAGAGAGUGAAAAGGAAUAAAUGCAGUAGGAAAAAAUACGGCUAGUAUUAAUACAUUAAGAAUUCAAGUAUUCAACAGGGAUUUUUGCUUCUGGAAAUAGUGCACUAUUCUAAUUAACAUCCCUGCUGAAAACAGUUUUUAAAUACUAAAUAAAAUUGUUUUUUUCCCCAUAAAA
Hipposideros armiger (great roundleaf bat) is the source of this 6257-nucleotide messenger RNA. It is a transcript of the gene NEK1, whose product is annotated as NIMA related kinase 1. The coding region runs from base 485 to 4225 and encodes 1246 amino acids. The transcript has 35 exons. Gene Ontology annotation, biological process: protein phosphorylation. NCBI's taxonomy places the organism in Eukaryota, Metazoa, Chordata, Mammalia, Chiroptera, Hipposideridae. The record is from RefSeq and is a predicted model, not a curated record. Gene Ontology annotation, molecular function: protein kinase activity; ATP binding.